GCACCGCGAAAUAUCGAUCCCGUGUGCAAAGAACACGGAACGGAAUCGCGCGCUGAGGCUCCGCCGAGCAGUUCUAACAUUUACACCAAACGAAUUGGUUGUGUCUGGCUCACACUUCACCUAUUUUAAUUUAUAAAUCGUUCAAUUUAAACCCUAAACUAGAACAAUGGGUGUACCAGCCGGUGAUGUCGAAAAGGGCAAGAAGCUCUUCGUCCAGAGGUGCGCACAGUGCCACACCGUAGAAGCCGGCGGCAAGCACAAGGUCGGCCCCAACCUCCACGGCCUCUUCGGCAGGAAAACCGGUCAGGCCGCCGGCUUCGCCUACACGGACGCCAACAAAGCCAAGGGCAUCACGUGGAACGAGGACACGCUCUUCGAGUACCUCGAGAACCCGAAGAAGUACAUCCCCGGCACCAAGAUGGUCUUCGCCGGGCUGAAGAAGCCGAAUGAGCGCGGCGACCUCAUCGCCUACCUGAAGGCGUCGACCAAGUAGGAGCGCUCACUGCCGCCGCCCCUCACAAAAUCAACUUAGACAAAUUUUACUAUUAAGCAUCGUUGAGCGAUCCUCCUCUCCCUCUGCAGAAGAAACUACCAUUAAACCGUUAAUUUAAUUGAUGUACUUGUUAAUUAAUUUAUUGACGAAACGUGAAACCUAAUUUAGUUAGUAAUCGCAAUAAAGGCGUCCGGACGAUUGUUGUCAUCUGUCGGGGCGUUGUACGAUGUGCGUAGAUAAAUGAUUUUGAUGUA
Messenger RNA from Dalotia coriaria, 747 nucleotides. RefSeq names its product cytochrome c-2. NCBI's taxonomy places the organism in Eukaryota, Metazoa, Arthropoda, Insecta, Coleoptera, Staphylinidae. The transcript is spliced from 2 exons. Gene Ontology annotation, biological process: mitochondrial electron transport, cytochrome c to oxygen; mitochondrial electron transport, ubiquinol to cytochrome c. The coding region runs from base 167 to 493 and encodes 108 amino acids. Gene Ontology annotation, molecular function: electron transfer activity; heme binding. The record is from RefSeq and is a predicted model, not a curated record. Gene Ontology annotation, cellular component: mitochondrial intermembrane space.